GUGCUUUCUCUGUACGCAGCGCGCCACGUACCUAUCUCCAUCGCCAGCCUCCUUACUGAACGGACCCCAAAAAACACCCACCUCUGUUGCCACCCAUCAACCCUCACCUCACGCCCGCGAACCCUUAUCCGCGUGCACCACUCACACUCCACCGCACCAUCACAAACUCGUCACAAAAAUGGGCAAAGCGCCCUCCCAUACCGACGCGCGCGUCCUCCCCCUCAUCCCCCUUGCAGCCGGCUCUGUCCUCCUCCCCGGCACGACCCUGCGCAUCCCGAUCGCGAACCGCGGCGACGUGGCAGCCAUCCUUGCGAAGAUAUAUGCCCGAGCCGAGACGGCCGCCAAAGAUGCACAGAUACUGGUGGGCUGUGUGCCGCUGGGCUCGAGCCUGGUGUCCAAGGACGGCAAUCUGCUGAUUGAGGGGAAGGGGAAGAGCGGGAAGAGCAACAUCGAGCAGGACCCUGUGCUGGCGACAGCGAAGGAUGUGUUUGGAGUCGGAUGCGUGGGAAAGGUGUCUGGUGUGCAGGGGCGGAGGCAGGGGGAGCUGAGUUUAGUGGUCGAGGGGUUGGAGAGGUUUAGGGUGAAGGAGGUGUUACAAGAGAGGCCGUUCUUCGAAGGAGUUGUCGUCGAUGUUGAGGAUAUAGUAAAUAUCUCCAAUGCCGAAGUUGCGGAGCUGUUCCAGCAUCUCAAGCAGCUCUCCCGAGAGCUCCUUGCCCUCGUCCGACUCUCCUCUAUCCUUCCUCGCGCCCCCUCUAUCUCGCUCUCCCCAAUAGCAGCACGCCGACUGGAGCUGUACAUUGCACGCAAGACUAUCGACGAAGCAGGAUCCCUAGCAGAUUUCAUGGCCAAUGUGGUCGACUGCACACAUGAAGAGAGGUUGCGGAUACUGGCCUCGUUUGACGUCAAGGAACGGCUCGAGCGCGUUAUCGAGGUCUUACAGAAGCAAAUUCGAGGGAUUCAGGGAAGCACGCGAAUCACAGUCACAUCGACUGCGACCCCAAGCAGCGGGAUGUUUGAUAUGGACGCCUUGAGAAGACUACAACAAGAGGCAAUCCGGAGAAGGUCAGGAGGCGGCGCUCCCGGAAACAUGCCGCCUGGGUUCCCCGGGUUUCCAGGUGGUAGGCAAGGUGGCGGAGAGGAAGAGGCGAAUGAGCUAGACGAACUCAAGAAGCGUUUGGAUGAUGCCGGAUUGAGUCCCGAGGCAGACAAGGUUGCACAACGGGAGUUGCAACGUCUGCAGAAGAUGAACCCAGCACAGGCCGAGUACCAGGUCUGCCGGAACUACCUUGAGAAUCUUGCGGAAAUCCCGUGGACGAAGAUGACUGAAGAUAACUUGGACGCGGCGACAUUGUCCAAGGCGAAGAAGCAACUCGACGAUGAUCAUUACGGUCUCGACAAGAUUAAAAAGAGGCUAUUGGAGUACCUAGCCGUGCUUAAGCUGAAGCAGGCUGCGAAUGCGGACAUAGAUGUCCAAAUCAAGCAGCUGAGCGAUACUGCUAACGUAACACCUGACGCGAAGGAGGAAGAGAAGGAAGAGGUGGAGAAGAAAGAGCCCAAAGUGGUUAGUGAUGCCGAGUUGAGGCUCAUCGAGAGGAAGCGUAUGGUCGACAAAUCACCUAUUCUCCUGCUUGUUGGUCCACCAGGAACCGGGAAGACAAGUCUUGCAAAGUCUGUUGCAACGGCUUUAGGUCGAAAGUUCCAUCGCAUCUCCCUCGGUGGUGUUCGAGAUGAAGCAGAGAUUCGAGGACACCGAAGGACUUAUGUGGCUGCCAUGCCCGGUCUUCUUGUCAGCGGUCUCAAGAAAGUCGGCGUCGCUAAUCCGGUAAUUCUUCUGGAUGAGAUUGACAAGCUGGGUCAAAGCAACUUCCAUGGCGACCCAAGUGCAGCCAUGUUGGAGGUCUUGGAUCCAGAGCAGAACCACACCUUCACAGAUCACUACGUCAACAUCCCCAUCGACCUCAGCAAGGUUCUUUUCAUCGCUACAGCCAACUCUCUCGACACCAUUCCUCCCCCCCUCCUUGACCGUAUGGAAACUAUUCAACUCUCCGGCUACACCACCCUCGAAAAACGACACAUUGCCACCCGUCACCUUCUCCCCAAACAAAUCACCACUAACGGCCUCGCCUCCGACCUCGUCCAACUCACACCCGAGGUUCUAGACAAGAUCAUCGCCGCCUACACCCGCGAAUCCGGUGUACGCAACCUUGAGCGAGAAAUCGGCUCCGUCUGCCGCUCCAAAGCCGUCGAGUACGCCAACGCCAAAGACGCAAACUCCCUCCCGACCUACAACCCCACCGUCUCCCUCGACGACCUUGACACCAUCCUCGGCAUCGAGCGCUUCGCCGAAGAACUCGCCGAGCAGCAUGCCCGUCCCGGCGUCGUCACCGGUCUCGUCGCCUACUCCACCGGUGGCCAGGGCAGCAUCCUCUUCAUCGAGGUCGCCGACAUGCCGGGCACCGGGCGCGUACAGCUGACCGGCAAGCUCGGCGAUGUGCUCAAGGAGAGUGUCGAGGUCGCACUGACGUGGGUGAAAGCGCACGCGUUUGAGCUCGCGUUGACGCACGCACCUGAAGAGGAUAUCAUGAAGAACCGCAGCAUCCACGUGCAUUGCCCGUCUGGCGCUAUCCCGAAGGACGGGCCGAGUGCAGGGCUCGCGCAUACGGUGGCGUUGAUUUCGCUGUUCUCGGGGAAGGCGGUGCCGCCGAGCUUGGCGAUGACUGGCGAGGUGAGCUUGAGAGGGCGUGUGCUUCCGGUUGGGGGCAUCAAGGAGAAGCUGAUUGGGGCGUUGCGGGCGGGUGUAGAGAGGGUGUUGCUGCCGGAGGGGAAUAGGAAAGAUGUCAGGGACUUGCCGACCGAAGUGCUGGAGGGCUUGAGGAUCGACCAUGUCAGUCAUAUCUGGGAGGCGUUGAAGUUUGUGUGGCCCGAGUCGAGCUGGCCGGGGGAGAGGAGGUGGGGAGCGGGUGGGUUUGAGAGUAGAUUGUAAAUUGUGGGAUUUGGACGUGGGUGUUUUGGGUUCAUAGGAGCUGGAUGGGGGAUGAGCAUGUGGCAUGUAAUUAGUUUGAGCGCUCUCAAUUCAGCUCCUUGAUGUUAAUAUUGACGACUUGUAGCUGGUCCGCUGGCGUCUUGAGAUUGAGAUUUUCUAGGUUUUGUGUCGACUAAUUCUAAGAGAUAUGCACUUUCCUUACAAGU
Mytilinidion resinicola is the source of this 3189-nucleotide messenger RNA. RefSeq names its product ATP-dependent protease La. The coding region runs from base 179 to 2983 and encodes 934 amino acids. Gene Ontology annotation, biological process: protein catabolic process; protein targeting to peroxisome; protein processing. Gene Ontology annotation, molecular function: serine-type endopeptidase activity; ATP binding; ATP hydrolysis activity. The record is from RefSeq and is a predicted model, not a curated record. Lineage: Eukaryota; Fungi; Ascomycota; Dothideomycetes; Mytilinidiales; Mytilinidiaceae. The transcript has 2 exons. Gene Ontology annotation, cellular component: peroxisomal matrix.